Messenger RNA from Verticillium dahliae VdLs.17, 777 nucleotides. Its product is annotated as dolichyl pyrophosphate phosphatase. Gene Ontology annotation, molecular function: dolichyldiphosphatase activity. The transcript is spliced from 2 exons. NCBI's taxonomy places the organism in Eukaryota, Fungi, Ascomycota, Sordariomycetes, Glomerellales, Plectosphaerellaceae. The coding region runs from base 1 to 777 and encodes 258 amino acids. Gene Ontology annotation, cellular component: endoplasmic reticulum membrane; intracellular membrane-bounded organelle. The record is from RefSeq and is a predicted model, not a curated record. Gene Ontology annotation, biological process: protein N-linked glycosylation; lipid biosynthetic process.
AUGGACGACACGCGACCCCUCGCCUCGCUGUCCCUUACCCACGUCUACUAUGACCCCUCCGACCCCCUCUCCCUCGUCUGCGCCUGGCUCGCCCUCCUGCCGCAGGCCCUCUGCGUCGUCUACGCGACCCUGGCCUUUGCCUCGCGCGAGGCCGAGGUCGCCCUCAUGUUCGCCGGCCAGCUCGCCUGCGAGGCCGUCAACUUUGCCCUGAAGCGCCUCAUCAAGGAGGACCGCCCCCGCCGCAUCCACGGCAAGGGCUACGGCAUGCCCUCGUCCCACGCCCAGUUCGUCGCCUUCUGGGCCCUCUACCUCGUCCUCUUCCUCUUUGUCCGCCACCGCGGGCCCCCCGCUCGACAGACCGCGGCAGACGGCGCCAGCAGCAGCAGUAGCGGCAACAGAAGCAGCCCCUACCGCUCGCGCGCCCUGUCCCGCGCCGAACGCGCCGUCGCCGCCCUCGUCGCCGUCGCCACCGCCGCCGCCGUCGCCUGGAGCAGGGUCUACCUCGGCUACCACACGACCAAGCAGGUCCUCGUCGGCCUCACCGCCGGCGCCGCCUGCGCCGUCGCCUGGUUCGCCGCCACAACCCACGCCCGCGACGUCGGCCUGCUCGCCUGGGUCCUGCGGUGGCCCCGUCGUGCGCUGGUUCCGCGUCCCGCGACCUGCUGCUCGAGGAGGACUUUUGCCAGGCCGGCUGGGAGCGCUGGGAGGAGAAGCGCGUGCGUGAGGACGACGCGCUGGUCCGCCAGGAGAAGGCCAAGAAGAGGUGAGGGCGAUUGA